AUGUUUGCGAGCCCCUUCUCCGGGCGCCCCUACCCUCCACCUCUGCAGGCUGGCCGCGCCGCUCACACUCCAACACGGGCCGGUGCGGCCUCCGCCUCCGCAGCCGCAACACCUGCCAGCCCUUUCCAGAGGCUCAAGCCCAUCUGCGUACAGCUGCUCAGCUUCGUCCCGGACACCGGCAACGGCGGCAGCGGGAGCGGGAGCGGCAUCGGCCACCCCAGGCAACAAGCCCAGCCAAGCUCCCUCUCCACCAGCCUACAGCGCCUCACCCAUGUCCUCGCCGACGUCGCCACCGAGCGCCAGGAAGACGGCACGCCCGCCCUGACGCCCGCCCUCAUCCACUACGUCUUCUUUCCCAUCGCACAGCUUCUCCGUGCCUCUCCCCGAGGCGCCGCCGACUUGCCGGACCAUGCACGCCAGCUCAUCUUUGAGUGCCUCUCGCUCCUCGCGUCGCAGUGGUGGCGCGCGUGGUCACAGGCACCGCCACAACAGCAGCAGGCCUCGGACCCUCUGGUAGCGGAGAAGAAGGCGCCAGGGCAGCACGAAUGGGCCGUGUGGCAGCAGCUCGUCAUCCUCGCAUCGCUUGCCGUCGGCGGGUCACCCAGCCAGGCCGAGUCCGGCCCGUCGUCAUCUCCGUCCACCUCACAGGCUACCUUCAGUGACGAAACCCGCUUGGCUGCUGCCAACUUUCUCCACCAACUCUUGCUGCCGCGCCUCGAGGAACCUCCGCCACUUGCUCGCAGUCAGCCACGACCGGAGGCAAAGCAGCAGAACAAGGACUGGGAAUGGGACGGCGAGUCCGAGCUGCCUUCUCUCGACGAACUCGAAGCCGAACAGGAGCAGCUCGGAAAGACGACCGCAGCGGCGACAGAGGCACAGGCUCAGGACCACGAUACUCUACCGAGACGCCAGGCGUAUCCCAGCCCCGCCCACCUCAGCUUCGCUCUCACCGACACGGCGGCCAAGGGAGCGCUCGGACACGCCCUCACCUCGUGCCUCGAACUGGCCUGUCAAGGCGAGCGAAUGGUCGAUUUGCGGACUUCGAGCCUGCGCGUCUCCUACACCAUCCUCGUCACUUGGAUCGCCGCGGCCUCGUCUGACCGCGCCGAGAACCCGCAAGAGGACCAGGGUUCAGACGAGCAUCGAGACUUCCACAUCCCGACCCUGACGUAUGUCGAUCCUGAGCCGGCACCUGCGGGACCCACCGUGGACUCCGACACUCUGUCCCAACGAUCGGCCGCUCGCGUCCGGCCGCUUCUGCCUGGUAUCACCAGCUCCCUGACCCGCUUGAUAUCCAGCCGCCUCAAGCCAAGCGCGACCGCCCGAAAGAAGGAGACACCAGGUGCUCUGGUCGCCAUCGCACUGCAGAUGCUUCGAGAUAUGGUACUUCUCAGCCUCGGCGACGCUGCGACGAGAGCGUUCCGUCAGAAUGGCGAGAGCUCAGCCACCGAGGCUCAGGUCACAGGCGAGACGGAGGCCGCUGAGGUCGACGGCGUCGAUGGGCGACAGUCCAAGAUCAUGACGCUCGACGAUUUCACCAGCAUCGCCGAGUCACUCGCUCGUUCCGAGGCUGAGGUUGAGGAGCACGCUUCGGCAGACGAGAACGACGCAGGUGACGGGACAGACGCCCAAGGGCCGUCGGCUGCGGGCGACGACGAUGGAUCCCCAUCUCUGGAACCGCCAGUCGAGGAGACGGCCCGCAAGUACCUGCUGUCGACCCUGGCGCGGAUCCAGAUCGCCCUGCGGUCCUUUUCGCUCCUGGCCACGCCGUUUUCGACGCGGACGGUCUCUUCUGCGCCCGCUUCCUCGUCGGUCCGACGCGGCCUCAUCAGCCUCGCUGCUUCGCUCAUCGUACACAUGGGCGAGACGCUCGCCUGGUUCGAUGUCCAGCUGGGACAGCCAGCGACGGCAGCAGCGGCUGCAGGCUCGCGCGAGAGCGCGGUAGAGAUGCUGCUUUCGUGGAUCGUCGAUUCGGCCGGAGACGACGACAUCGAGGCCGUCAGCGCAGAUGCCCGAAAGGCGCUCGCCGUGCUCUUUGACGGCGACGAGGACGUCCUUUCCUCGCACCCGUCACCGCCGCCGGCCAGAGCGAGGACGCUCGCCGCUUUCUCGACCAUGAUCGCGAGAGGGCUGGCUGAACUGCCCAGAGCCAUCCGCGCCCAGGACGACGUCAAGGUGGAGCGUCUGGCUAUUCGACUGGGCACAGCCGUCAAGCUGGCUAGCGGCACUCUCCCGGCGCGAUCAGGUGCCGAUCCGCAUGCUGGGGUGCGCUGCAUCAGCUCGCCGGAAGCCAUCCGCGGCCUUGCGCACCUGUUUGGCGCCAGCGGUGGCAUCGAGCGCUGGGGGCUAGGCUUGGCCGAUGCGCUGCGCGUCAACCCUGUGCUCCUAACAGCACAGCAAGAUCUUGGGACCGACUGGCCGCCUCGGAUGUCGCUUGAAGGACUGCAGGCCGGAUCGGGCCGCAGCGUGACGGACAUGUUCCGCUCAUUCGGACGCGCCUGCGCCUCUGUCGCCACCGCCGCUAUCAGGACCAAGUCGGACGGCUCUGCUGCCAAGGCCAAGGACAAGGUCAAAGUCGAUACCUCGAGCUUCCACCUGAUCCUCUUUUUUGUCCGGCAAGGCGCUCGGUCCCGCACCUGCCGCGUCGGCACGACGGGCGACGACGCCAUCGAGGCGCUGCGUGCGCGCUCCAUGACGGCGCUCAUGAUCGCUGCGGAGCUGCUGUGCGGCGUGGCGGAAGAGCUCGACGACUCGAAGCUGGCGACCCAGAGCGCCGACGUGGGCAGGAGGCUGCGCAGGCUGGCGCACAAGUUUGGCAGGCAGGUGUUUGACAUGGUGCUCGAGCUCUGGGAGGGCGAUUGGGACGAGGUCGUCGAAGCCAGCCUGGUGGCGAGCAGCCGGGAACACGGCGGCGCUCGAGGCUCAGGCGGCGCGCGCAGGGACGUCACCGAGACCGCCAUCAGCGAGCGCGACGGCGGGGAUGCGCUGGUGGAGAGGGUCAAGGGACUCUCGAUCGACGUCGGCAGCCACGAGCGACCGGAGCGCUUCGGCCCAGCGCUAGACCUGGCGUUUGUCGGUGCAGCAACCAUCAAAGGCGGGUCAGGCAGCCUGACGACCUCAGGCUCGGGCGCGGGCGCGGCGGGGCAGCAGCGCCUGACGAUGGCGACCCGCCUGGCACGGGCCGAGACGUCGCAGGGCCUGAGCAACGCGUACCUCCUCUCGCUGCUCUCGUCAACGGCGACGAUGCUGGGCACGUCGUUCCGGCCGCUCCUCCUCCGCGCCAUCUACCCGCUCACGUCUGCGCUCGCCUCGCCGGAUGCGGCGCUGCGCGACGGGGCGGAGCGCGCCUUCCGCCAGAUUGCAUAUGCUAGCGCCUACGCCAGCGUGCAGAGCUGCGUGCUCGACCACGCCGACUACCUCCUCGGCGCCGCGUGCCAGCGUCUCAUUUCCGGACUGGACGAGGAGCUGCGCAGCCGUUUUGACGUCGCCGCGGCGGCGGGACCGGGCGAUCGCACAGACGAUGACGGGGUCGUCGAGGCGACGGUGACGACGCCGCUGAUUUCGGCACAGCGCGCACCGAUGGUGCUCGUCGAGAUGAUCAAGAUGCUCGGAUCGGAAGUGGUGCCCCUGGUCGAGGAUGCCGUCGACGAGAUCAUGGACGCCCUCGACCGCUUCCACGCCCACCGCGACGUGUGCACCGGUCUCCUCGGCGUGCUCGAUAGCGUCCUCGAGGUCCUCGCGGCCGAAGAAGCGGAUCGGACCAGGCUCGAGGCGGAGCAGCCGCAGCCACGACCCGACGAUGCCGUACCGCGUGUGCACGGGGACGGGGACGGGGACGGGGACGGGGACGCGGAUGCGCUCGUCGAGUUUGAAAAGUGGUAUCGGCGUCAGACGCAGUCGGGCCCGCCGGACGAUGAGCAGCUCGACGACGACGCCGUUCCGCCCGCACCUGCACCCGGUACUGCAUCCGCCUCUCCCACAAGGGACGACGGGACGACACCGAAGCCGACCAAGACACAGACGGUGGUGCGCCAGAUCAUGGUCAAGGCGCUCCCCUUCCUCUCGCACCCGUCGAGCAUGCUCCGCGCCUCGGUGCUCCACCUCCUACGGCACGGCGUCUCGGUCCUCGGCUCGCAGAACCAAGAGGCCGAGCUCCUCCCCGUUGUCAACUCGUUCUGGCCCUUUCUCAUGGCCCGUCUCGGAUCCUCGCUCACCACGUCCAAGCCGACGGCACGGAAACGGAUCCUCAAUCUCGAUUCGGCGGGAAUCCCGCGCAAGGGCGAACAAGUAGAGGCGGGACUGAGCGAGCCGGAACCCUUUGUGUGGAUCGAAGCUGUCCGGCUCGUCGAAAAGCUGGCCGAGGAGGUCGUCGAGUUCGUCGGCAAGCGGCUCGAGAGGGAGGCAUGGCCGCGCUUCGAGCUGUUGCUCCUCGUCCUCUUCCAUCGCUUCGGACCGGCAUCGCAUCCACGCCAAGCCGCAACGGAUCCUGCGCGCCGUCUCGCCCCGUCCUCUGGCUUGGACGCCACGGAUGCAGGACGACGACGCCACAGGGGAACGCCGCCGCUCAUCCUCGCCUCGUCCAGCAGCGUGCCGGCGCACAUCGUGCUGUCGAUCCUCACCACCCUCGCCAAGGUGACGACGCACAUGGGCGUCAGGAUGUCGGACGAGGUGGCGUGGUCCAUCACCUGCAACCCGCACCUCCUCGCCUGCCUCGACCGACGGCAGCCGGACAAGAUCCGACGCGCGGGCGAAGCACUGUACGCUGCGCUGGCGCGCAGAAACUGGGAUGCGACCUGGCUGGCGUUGACCUCGGCUUUUGGACGGCCCGGGCGCCGAGACGACGAGGACGGAGUCAAUGCAGAUGCGGAAGAAGGAGGGGACGGACUGGCAUUCCUGCGUCAGGACUGGAUCCUGCCUUCGCUGGGGAUGCUGGAUCGGAUAUUGGGGGCCUGA
This is a messenger RNA of Pseudozyma flocculosa PF-1, 4953 nucleotides long. RefSeq lists its product as uncharacterized. NCBI's taxonomy places the organism in Eukaryota, Fungi, Basidiomycota, Ustilaginomycetes, Ustilaginales, Ustilaginaceae. Bases 1 to 4953 code for a protein of 1650 amino acids. The record is from RefSeq and is a predicted model, not a curated record. The transcript has a single exon. Gene Ontology annotation, cellular component: cytoplasm. Gene Ontology annotation, biological process: chromatin remodeling.